AUGUUUGUCGUAAUCUUAAGUUAUGCUUUUACCAACACAGAUACGUCAUCACUUACGGGCAACAUAGAUGGUUUUGCAAGGUCAUCCGAUGGUCCACUACAAAGUCUACUUAGAAGACGAGGAUUCGGUUGGAUGCUAGAGGUUGAGACUGAGGAUUCUGACUUUGAUAAACCUAUUCUGGAGGAACUAGACGUCGAUCUUAAGACAAUUGGUAAGAAAAUGAAAGCAGUUAUUCUGCCUUGUGUUCGGUCUGGGCUGGAUCCGGCGUCAGUUCGCGAGAACCCUGAUUUCUGGGGACCUCUAACAGUGGUUAUGCUCUUCUCUCUUGUUUCGUUGGUUGGGCAAUUGAGGGUCGUCGCUUGGAUUCUUACUAUUUGGCUAGCUGGCUCCUUUAUCAUCUAUUUUAUCGUGCGGUCAUUGGGAGGUGAAGUGGCGUAUGCUCAAUGUCUCGGAGUAAUCGGCUAUUGCCUUCUUCCACUUCUCUUAAUGUGUGCUCUCGGAACUUUGUGCAACUUGGGAGGCUUCCAAAGGUCUUUUAUUGGAACUCUAUGGUCUGCUUACAGUGCGGGCAAAUUACUCUCCAUGGAGAACCUCCAGCAGCGCUGUAGCCUAGUUGUUUACCCUAUCGGUUUACUUUAUAUCUACUUUUUGUCUCUUUACACUGGUGUCUAG
This is a messenger RNA of Hydatigera taeniaeformis, 672 nucleotides long. The record is from the annotation of a GenBank genome assembly. NCBI's taxonomy places the organism in Eukaryota, Metazoa, Platyhelminthes, Cestoda, Cyclophyllidea, Taeniidae.